Molecule: messenger RNA, 3012 nt
Organism: Lachnellula hyalina
Lineage: Eukaryota; Fungi; Ascomycota; Leotiomycetes; Helotiales; Lachnaceae
Product: putative transcriptional regulatory protein
Exons: 3
Coding region: 1-3012 (1003 amino acids)
Biological process (GO): regulation of DNA-templated transcription; DNA-templated transcription
Cellular component (GO): nucleus
Molecular function (GO): DNA binding; DNA-binding transcription factor activity, RNA polymerase II-specific; zinc ion binding
Source: RefSeq, a predicted model, not a curated record
AUGUUUCUUUUUUUGAAAGUUGCCGAGCCGAUCAGCAUUGGAUCGGUACCCGCCGUCCUUUUUAAGCCUGCCUCGCCUGGCCUGGUUUGGAUUAUGUGCACGCACCCACAGACGUCUCCUCACCCGGCUUGCCCGAGAAUAGAUCCGCGCCCGAAGCCUCAGCCAACCCAACCCAACUACCCAGCAAUAGGGUACCCCUCCCCCUCAGUUUCGGGUCUCAAAGAGACCCCAACCGCCAAAAUUCCCUCCCCUCACGAUCUCGCCGCAAUUCUCUCCCCCUCGGCACCACCUGAAGAAGCAACGGGCGGUGCUUCGCGGUCUUCAACCCCCAAGCGCACCCACGCUGAAGCUUUCUCCUCCCGAGACCAGCCCUACCUCCACCCAGCUUCGCCCACCCAAAUCCGAGCCAGUAUUGCUUCGACGGGCGAGCCAAGCCCCGGCACACGGGGGGCGGAGGAUGGGAAUGGUAUGGAAAUGAGAGGAGGGCAGGAGGAGAAAAAGGCGCCCAAAAUGGUUCGAUCUAGUAUUGCUUGCGCAAGGUGCCGGCGCAGCAAGGUCAAAUGCGUCAACACCGGGGUCAACUCGGUAUGCAAAGCCUGCGCUUCGAGCAAUAGGGAUUGUACAUAUCCCCAGGCAGGUUCAAUGCCUACUCCGAAACGAUCUGAUGCCUCCGCUGGUAUUAAACAAGAGGAAGGCGAAAGCAAGAAGCGCAUUAGGAAAAUCGAAGAUUCGGGAAGGAGAGCCAGUCACAGGACUGGCGAGGAUGUACUGGAUUCUGACGUUCUCACCAAGAAGGUGUGGGAUGAAGUUUAUGAUAUUUUCAAGCUACAUUUCUCAACCGAGAUGCCCUUCCUUCACCCGCCAACAUUCAAAAACCGAAUGCGUCAAGCUUGGUCCCCUAAAGACCCCUCCAUUUCGGCUCCAGAUUACCAUCACGGAAGAGUCUUACUUCUGGGUGUUUUGACUCUCACUGCUCGAUUCCAGCCGGAUCUUGUUCGUCGCCAUUCUCCCAAUCCUCACCAGCCCGAUCCGAUUGCCGCCAGUGAGUACUACGCUACGGCACUUGCCGAUGCGUUUGGGCCGACUAGCAGGAACUUGACCAAUCCUUCGCUAGAAGGAAUACAGGCGCUUCUCAUGCUUGGGUUAUAUGAAUGGGGUCAAACCAAGGGACUCAGUGCCUGGGUGUAUGUUGGUAUCGCGACGAGACUGGCUCAGUCGAUGGGAUUUCCUUAUGUGGAUGAUCCUCGUGCUCCUCCGAGAUCUCCGAUCUCAAAUGGUGCACUCACAGGCCAACCGGCUGUGUCCCCACGUCAGGAGCUGACUGAAAAAGAGGUCCGGAGACGCACAUGGUGGAGCUGCUUCAUUAUGGACCGCAUGCUAUCUGCUGGGAAGUGUAGGCCAACAAUGAUAGACGUUGAAAAAUUGCGCGUCCAAUUGCCCUGCUCCAGCGAUCAAUUCCUCUUUGUUAGCACCGCCGAGACAGGGUUCUUGAGCACAAAGUGGUUAAAGGGGGAACGGCCUGGAGGGGUGACGAAUGAUGACAACGUUCUGAGCUGGUACAUUCAACUAGUCGAAAUCUUUGGGAGAUUUUCUGAGUGGAGUUACGCUGGCGGUAGAAGAACCGAAACCCUACCUCCAUGGGACGAGUCCACGGAAUUUUAUAAACUACGUCACGAACUGGAAUCCUUCAACAAAGCUUUACCAUCGAGCCUCGCUUUCUCCGACGCCAACCUCUCUGCGCAUAUCGAGAAACGCAACGCGACCGCGUACACCUCGAUGCAUACAUUGUACCUGCUUUGUCAAAUCAUGUUGCAUCGAGAGUACAUACCGUUCAUCCCACUACGUUCAGAAAAACCAUCAGGACCCUUAGAUGAGCCGAAAUUCUCAUCUGAUGAGUUUGAAAUCCCUGCUGGGUUUUUUGAAGAGAGUGCGGAGAUCAUGUUCAAAGCAGCCAAAGACAUUAUCAGCAUCGUGAAGACAUGCCAGGAAGAAGGAGCCCUUCCAGAAUCUCCUCAGAUUGGAUUCGCGGUCUGGCAAGCUGCCUUCAUAUGCCUAUACGGUGCCUACUUCCCCCAUAUGGAUACUUGCCGCCAUGUGCAGAGCGGACCACCAGGGCAGAUGUCAGAUCCACGACACGGGUACUACACUGAAACCUCUUCCAAGAUGUUGAAAGACAUGGUCCCAAUGCUAAAGAUGGUACAAAGCUACCAAUCUACCCUCAAGGCGAUGCGCAGGUACUUUGCUGGGGCAAAGAAAGAGUACUGGGAGCACACUGAAAACCAUAAGCCUAUCAGUUGGCAUGGGGGUAAUCUACUCGAGUAUGAGAAACAAGAGAAGAGAUUGAAAGAAUUUGGAAGACUUAGCGACGCUGCGGAGGCUGCUGAUCAACCACGAUCCCGAGCAGGUACCAAUGACUCUGCACAGCCUCCAAGUGCCAACGGGGAACCAAUGCAGGGUGUUGAAGUAGCUCCGACAUCGCGAUCAAAUGGUACUGGUGCCUGGGCGGCCAUCAAUAAUAGCCCUCCACCCCAUGAGGCAGGUGAUCGUUCAAAGUUCAGUUCUGGCGGUCCACACCCGUACGGCGCUCCUUCUGGAUACAUGCAGACUACUGGCCCUCAGUACCAGCAGUCUCUUAAUCAAUCCAGCAUACCCAGCCUCGCCAGUCCAAGCAACGGCGAUUCUUCCGCCCUAAACUCCCCACCCGCCGUUGCCCAAGCACAGCAGUACAAUAUUGUAAGCCAAGGUUAUUCACCAGGUGUACUACAAACCCAAGUAGGAAUGGCUCCGCCGGCACACUCUGGUAUGGCUAUGUCUUCUACUUGGCCCACCAAGAUAAAGGGCUACGAAUCAAUCGGCAUCAGUGGCAUGGAUAACUUUGGCCAAGUGUAUAACCAGACGGGAGGAAAUUCUUUGGAGUUUGAGACAGAAGCACCAGGCUAUAUCCAAGCCGUCAAUGGGACCUCUGAGUGGGAUCCAUAUACCCAGAGUCAGUAUGCAGCUUAUGCUGCCUAA